UCUGGCAGUUCUCCUAGGGGUGAGGUUUUGUCACUGCUUUUGUUUGGCUUCAUCUUUUAAAGGGUAACUUAAUCGUAAAAUGCACUGCUAUGUAUCUUUGGAAGCGGGUUUCUGUGCCAAAAAAAAAAAAAAGGCAAGUCUAAUUAGAAACACCCAUCACAACCCCCCAGUUCUCUGAGGUUUUCUGCCAACUGGAGGCUGCGGAUGAGCAACAUUGCAGCUAGGCAACUGGAAAAGGCUCCGUUUUGGCCCCAGCUCCGUGGAGGCUUUCUUCCAAGUUAUGCUUGUAAGGAAUGCGCGAGCGUUUUCACUUCGAAAAGGAAGACUUCCUUGAAUUCCGAGAGUGUCUCAAUACUUAAGGCGCAAGAUCAACAAAGACUAAGAACCGGAGUGGCUGAAAGCCUUCCUGGCAUGAAAUCUCAAUGACAGGAAAGGGAUGGUUGCUUAACGAUGAGUUCUUGACGACAGAAACCACAGCAGCUACGUUCCCACAAACAGCACCACCAAAAACAAAGCACAUUUGGGUUCUCCGUGACACGUGAACCUCCGGCUAGUGAAUAUAUUUAUAUGACGUGCUUGUGGGCAAAUGACUCUUCUUAUUCCUCGGGCUCACGUUUCUAGGCUUUUACGACCUACUGAGCCACACACCAAGCGCGGAGGAGGAUACGUUCGCGAGAUGCGUUCGAAUUAAAAACGCGGGUUGGCCCGCUUGGGGUGCAUCCUGACGUGCAAGCAACCUUCCCGCUCUUUUUAAAUGUGCCACAUCCUUUCCUUUUGGGGCGGGCAUCCGCGCGGGCGUAGAACGGCACCCUCCACCCGAAACGUGGAAAGCGAACUCGCGCGUUUCCGCGCCUCUAGCCAGCCGCUUGGUGGGCGGCCUAUCUGUUUCCGCGCGGGGCCCGGAGUCGGGGGCGAGCGAUUCGGUCCGAGCGCGUCCUCAGCGGCGGAGGCUGAAGGAGGCGGCGAUAGCGGGAAAAGAAGAGCCUGGCUGUCUUCCUCGAGAGAAGACGAAGGGGGAGGGACGGAAACCCAUAAGGAAACCGCAAGGGGAUGGCCCGAGAGGCGAGCGAGUUCUCAGGACAGGCAGGGCGGCAACCGAUUGCAACGAUGAGCGAGCUUAUUCACGCGUUCUCUUUUCCGGAGCGCCCGUGCCUCUCUCUCGAUUUGUCUGCCUUUCUUGACUUGCUUUCCUUCUGAAUUUUAAUGCCGAGCUGAGCCCUGGUGUUGAAAACAAGUUCCAGAGCUGAAAUCCGCAGAGACCUUUCCAGCCAUCAGGUUUUUCAUUGGGUCCAAAGUAUAAGCCGAAAAGCAUUUUUGGAGAAAGAUACCAUGAUAAAUGAAUUCAUACAUUUCUAAGAAAAGAAGCAUGAAUUAAUUACUCCUCAGAUACUCCUUCGAGCCUGGAGUUACUGUUUGGCGGGCCUCGUCUCCACAUGGAUGUGUUUUCCAGUUAACACAGGGAUGAAAAGGAAAACGGCACUUUCAUGGAAUCCAGUAAAACAGAGCAAAAUUUCUCCCUGCGAUCGAUAUAAACAUGCUUGCUGCAUCUGUAGGGGGUUCCUUUAUGUUUAUGGUGGCCGGAGAAAUACUAGCUUGAGUGAUUUCUGGAGAUUCAAAAUAGUGAGCAAUGAAUGGGAGAAACUGGACAAUUCAAACGAUGGCCCGGAAGAACUGGAAGAGCACACAAUGGUGGAUUAUCAGGAUAUCCUGUAUAUCUUUGGUGGAAUGGUGGAUUCAGCUUUCACACAGAAGAUAAAUCCUUUAUGGAUGUAUGACACAGAUGCAACCAAGUGGAUACCCUGCCGCCUCCCAGCAGUAGAGGGUGAGCUUCAAGUUCCUGUUAAUCGGAAGGGCCAUAGUGCAGUAGUCUACAGGGGCAACAUGUAUAUAUAUGGGGGAUACAUUGACAUUAAAGGUGCUUCCCAAGAAUUCUGGACCUUUAAUUUUGAUACAAAACAAUGGGCCCCUGUAUCAGUUGCAUCCAGUGGAGGUAGCCCAGGUCCCCGACAUGGUCAUUCUGCUGUGGUUUAUAGCAAUGGCAUGUACUUGUUUGGAGGAUUAAUGGGACUGAGCGAACAGAAGGACUUCUGGAUGUGGGAUUUUAUAGCCACCAACUGGUCCAGUAUCAGGAGAAGCCAGGGACCUCCAAGAGUGGUGGGCCAUUCUGCUUUAAUCUUGGAAGAUUCCAUGUUAGUCCUUGGCGGAGGCCUUUCUAGCACUAAGCCAAAUAGUACUUUGUGGCAUUAUCAUUUUCCAUCUCAAAUGUGGGAAAAAUUGCCUAGCCCAGCGGCACUUUCAUCCAAAGCAUACCAUCAGAUGCUGGCAACUGGAUUUGGUUUCCAACGGGCUGCUGAUUGCCCACUGAGAUCCCUUGGUUGCCAGAAGCCUAAAGAAAAGGGUUGUUCCAAGCUACUGACUCUUUCUAAACAGCACACCUGUUUCUGUGAGCAUCUUCGCAACGAGCCUACAUACCAGAUACUCAACAAUGAGGGUGGCUCCGACAUAGAAAUGAAAACUUUUUGCCAGUCUUCAAGGGAUUCUCUAGAAUUCUCUUCCUAUCAAACCACAUCCAAUGCAGAAUUGAAUUCAGAUCCGGCAGCAGAGUGGCUGUGUAAAGAAAGAACCUCGUAUCUCAACAUUGCCAAGGAACAUCUCAACAUUGCCAAGGAACAGGACUUUGCCACCAUGGAUCUAACAGAUGGAGGGUCAAGUUUGGGCUCGCUGAAAAAUGAAUGUGGAGACAUUUGUGAAUCCUCUGUUGUGAUGCUACUUGUUGGCGGUAGACCUCUUUCCAGCUCCUCUACAAUCUUAUUUUGGCAAAUUGAACUAAACAGAACUUAAAUACCAGACAUGCCUAGGCUCAGUGAAGUCAGCACCUAAGAAGAACCACUUGACAGUUCUUGGUUACAACUGCAUCAUGAAACCUAAAUUCACAUUUUGGAUGACCCUGAAAUACACGGAAAUCCAUAAAACAUUUAGCGUGAGAUUUUUUUCAGCUCUUUGCUGUGUAGGCAACUUGGGUCUGCAGAUGUAGAUGAGGCGCCAUGAUUAGGAAGCAGCAACAGCAGUCAUUGGUUGCAUUCAUUUCUUUAUGUGUGUGUGUGCACCAUUUCAAAGCCCUUUGCAAAUUGCCUGUAUAAAGGAUGCAGUAAAAUAAUUCCCAGGACUAGCUAGGUAAUCAUAAUUCAAUUCAGUGGCUGUGUUGGCAUGACAGGCUUACAUGCUUAUGGAAGGAAAACUUAAAAUUUAACCAUCAUUUAUUCAGCAAACCCAAUAUUCUACAUUUGCACUGCAAACUAAUCUUGUGGAUUCUGAUUAGUUAGAUUAACAAUUGUUUGGCUACCUAACAGGCUAGCGCAGGUGCUUGCACUCUCUAUAUUCUUGAGUUUGCAGUUGAAAUGAUAUUUGAACUGUAUGUGUGUUUGUUUGUUGGCAUAUGCUUAGCUGUUGUACUGCACUGUUUAAAAUUGCAUUUUCCUUAAAUAGGAAACUCAUCAGGCUCCUAUAUUAGCUCCUCCAAUACAAGUUAAAGUGCCAGAACCAUAUAAUUUUAUAGAUCUAUAAGAGUCAUUGUGUCUGUUCCAACACAGUUCAGACAAUCUUAAUUCAUAUGAAAUAAGGUUCUCCAGUUGUGGCUUUUUCUGACCCUACUACCUAGAGUAGCAGCAUGCAGGCAAUUACUUAUACAUUACCGCACUCUCCCUUCAUGAAUAUGUAAUGCAUGACAUCAGAUUAUUAGUGUAUCUUUUCUAUAUAUUAUCCUCUUAUCAUGUCCCUUACUAGGCAUGGAACCACUGUUCUGGAAAACGUAAGCACAACUGGGCCUUACAUAUGUCACACAGAAAUAAUUUGAUGUUCCCCAGUGAUGCUUCUUGUGGUUUUUUUUCCUGUGAAAUUCACAUUGCCAAGAAUGCCUAGACAUGUUUGUUUCCAAAAUCAUAGCCGAAGGAUUUUGGCAAAUAGCCAGCUAUAUAGUGAAGUUUGGCAUUGAGAGUGAAACAUGGAUUGUCAACUUUUCAGUCCAGGGAGAGGCAGUUUGUGCAGCAUAGAAAGGGGAAAAUGAUUUUCAGCUGGCCUAGUAUUUUACUGAUUUAAUGUUACUAGUUUGGCAUAAAAAUCCACAUUGGAUUGACCCUCUCUCUGUGUCAUUUCAUAGACAUGUCUAUGUAGUUUCUGUGACAAGAGUAUAAAAGAGUUUUGUCCUCAUUUUUCUUCUUUCUGAACUAGCUCUGGGAUUUUCCUGGUAGCCUCUUAUCCAGAUUCACUCUGGAAAUUUGGAAAUCAGCAAAACCAUUUAAGCAUUUGCUCCUUUUUAUUUUUAUUUUGUACCAUCAAAGUGAUUUUGUCAGAAGUGAUUUUGCUAAUAGUCAUUCAACUGCAGUCUAUAUGAAAUAUGUUACACAGUGGGAAAAUGAUCCUUUGAAGUUACCCUUUCUUAAUUUUUGAGAGAAAAUAAAUCACAAAGUAUACAGCAUCAGGAAAAGCCUGAAUGGUGCCUUUUUGAUAAUUUUAUCUUAAGCAAAUGUCUGUUUUAUAUGCUACAAAAAUAGUUAUAUGAAUUAUAUUUUUAUACUGCAUGAAUUCUUAUACUAAAACUAAAUUAUAGUGGCUUAAUUUUGUAUUUAUGUUAUUCACUGUUCUUUUACUUUGUUAAAAAUAUGUAUUUCUGAUUUUGUAACGGUGGCAUAUUGAGCCAAAAAAAAAAAAAAGCCAAAAAUGUAUGCUCGCUGAAUGAUUUGCAGCUUGGCUGGAGAAGACUGAACACUUGACAUGUUGUAAGACAUAUUUCCUGUAGCUGUACAGCUGGGAAACAAGAUGAGUGGUUGAUCCUUUAUUUUAUGCUGAUUGGUAUGCUCAUUAGGGAUGAAAAGUCAAAUACACUGCCUUCCUUUUCUCUC
This is a messenger RNA of Crotalus tigris (Tiger rattlesnake), 4898 nucleotides long. Its product is annotated as leucine-zipper-like transcriptional regulator 1. Gene Ontology annotation, molecular function: protein binding. Lineage: Eukaryota; Metazoa; Chordata; Lepidosauria; Squamata; Viperidae. The record is from RefSeq and is a predicted model, not a curated record. Gene Ontology annotation, cellular component: Golgi apparatus. The transcript has 11 exons. Bases 1438 to 2841 code for a protein of 467 amino acids.